ACCCGGAUGUACUGUAUAGCCGCACCUCCCCCUAUUCGCCUUUCAACCUCGCUCGCUCUCUACACCAACACAACCUCCUCUGCGGAUCCACUGUAGCUGCUGCAGUGAAUCCGUCAUCCGUAAAGAGAAAAGGCUAGAGCAAGUCAAGCUGGUCUAUAUUUAUUACAGCCAGAAAUAUUUCCCUGAAACAGUCGUAAUUGAUUGUGCAACGUCGUCCUUUCAAAGUGUUUCCCUUGCGCACCAGGUGAAGAAACCCAACCGACAGAAUGGGAAACGAAGCAAGUUAUCCCUUGGAGAUGUGUACACACUUUGAUGCUGAUGAGAUUAAGAGGCUAGGAAAGAGAUUUAAGAAACUCGACCUAGAUAACUCUGGCUCCUUGAGCGUGGAAGAGUUUAUGUCCUUACCGGAACUCCAACAGAAUCCCCUUGUACAGCGAGUUAUCGAUAUAUUUGACACAGAUGGCAAUGGGGAAGUCGACUUCAAAGAAUUCAUUGAGGGUGUCUCCCAGUUCAGUGUCAAAGGUGAUAAAGAGAUGAAAUUGCGCUUCGCCUUCAGGAUCUAUGACAUGGACAAGGAUGGCUACAUAUCCAAUGGAGAACUCUUCCAGGUCCUCAAGAUGAUGGUGGGAAACAACUUAAAGGACACCCAGCUUCAGCAGAUUGUUGACAAAACCAUCAUCAACGCAGACAAAGACGGCGAUGGGAGAAUAUCCUUUGAGGAGUUUUGUGCGGUGGUGGGAGGAUUAGACAUACACAAAAAGAUGGUUGUGGACGUGUGACUGACCUCACGGGCCCCAUCAAAAUCCCUUUUCGCUUUCUUCUCCAUUUCUGAGGAUCUGCUCAAGGAGUCAUCCAGCAACGCUCUCUGUGUAUUUUUCAAUGGAAGUAUUUUUCUCUGUGAAGCCACCUUUUUUCCAACCCGAGCCUUCUGAAGCCAACCAUUUUUAAGUGUUAUUGAACAUGAAUUCUCUCAAUAACCCGGUGUAGCACUUUAAAAGCCUGAAGGACAGCUUUUUAUCAAUGAGCGAGUAUUUCAGUUUGGUGGAGGAAGGUUAGUGUGUUACUUUUUCAUUUUGAGGCAGUUGGGAUUUUUUCAUAUUUAUUUUGGUCUUGGCUUUUUGGGGGGGGGGGGGUGUAGUUAGCUGUGAUGUAACUUGAUGUACUUGAUUUCAACACAACACAAAAAUAGAGCAUGAAGUGCCAAUCAGAACAUAUAAUGGUAUACAUCUUCUAUCAACAUUCGGUAGAAUUGCUUAUUUCAGUGUGCAUACUGCACGAUUCAAACAAUCCAAUUACAUUUUCAGGGCAAAUGCUUUCCCUGCUACUUUCACUCAAUAUUUUGAACAGCUAAGUUUUUAAGAUCAUGUAAGACAGCUUUUUUAAUAAGGGGGAUUGUGCACUAUACAUGUUUAUAUUGUCAGGGACAUCUAUCAUCUUGCUUUGAAGAUGCAGUGGAGUAGAGAAAAUAAUAUUUACAUUUCUGCACGUACAAGCUUACGGUUUACUUCAAGGACAAGUCUUUUUUGAGUCACUGGUUGGUUAUGCGAAUACUUUUCACCUUAAUCUCUUAUUCCAACAAAAAGCACGUCUUCAUUCUGGACGGUAUGACAUCGCAGCCCAUUAGAAUAUUCUCGUUAAUGUGUUUUGUAUUUAUUGCUUUGUCAGCCAUGUUAAGUUACAGAUAUGGAUUGGUUACAGACUAUCAAAUAGAAGUAGAGAUGAGUGCUUUUGGUUUAAAUGCUUGUGAUAUGGUAAAUCUUGCUUUUUUGGGGGUUGCAUUUAACAACUUAACUGCAGGCAGAGCUGAGGUAACUUACAGUAAGUAGGCUAUAGUUGGGGCAUUGAGGGAUGUUAUUAAGUUGGUUAGGCUUAUGAGAGGCGUUAAUUUCAACGUACACAUUUUGCCUUCUUGACAAUGUCAUUUGCAUCUAUUUCAUGAACAUCUUUUUAAUUCGGUUUCUCAAACAUUGUAUGGACUCUUGCCGUGAUUUGACGUAAUAGUGCAAGGUCACAGGUGGGCUGUCCCUCUUCCUCCCUACCUCCUGAACAUCCUUUUUUUCUCCUCUUGAGUUUUGUUGAGAAGAUGCAAUCAACAAGGGCAUUUUAUUACAAAGCUACCAACGUUCUUUACACAGAGAGAGGGGACAAGACAGAACAGGUUUUAUUUGUAUCUAUACAUUUUCAUGGAAUUUAAACGUAUUUUAAGUUUGUGGCUCUGCUUUUUUGCUCAACUGAAUGCACCAAGGGCGGGUGUUCGAGUGCGUGAUCCUGUGCCGCAUGCGCCCGCCUCGCACCGCUGUUUUCUUCAAUGGCGUGCUGCAUGACAUGGAGGGUUCUCUUUUUCUUUGUGCAUGUAGAUCCAUUUUUUGAAAAUCUCUAUGUUUACAUAUGAAUCUUAAUGUUAAUAUAUUAUAACAAGUGAAAAUGACAUGUAUACAUAUAUGGAUGUUGCCAAAAAAAUGAUUGGUAAAUGUUGAAUAAAUAUGGAAAUGACUAAAAGUAACUCCACUACAUGUAACUGUUAUUCUAAACAACUAUAAUCUUUUGGAUAUCUCUGUCACUUCUAUUCCAGCAAAGCUUCACUUAUGCCCCAGAGUAGACUACCAGCUCUGUUUCAGGGGGAAACCAUUCGAGAUGUUUUAUUGUUUUUGUAUAUAUCUUUUUUUUUACAGAUAUUUGUUAUAAACAUGGUAGUAUUAGUGUUUUUUUUUAGGUUUGUGCUAAAUGUGUCCACUAUUGGAGGAAAGGGAUCUGUAUAGGGUGUGUGUGUGUGUUUUAUUAUGGGGUGGUAUAGGAUGGAGGCAAAAAAAAACAGUUUCAGUCUUAGGUUUUACUUUUCUUCUUAUCCAUCUCUGCAUGCUGCAUCUGCUGUGGGAAAUAUUUAAACUUCAUACAUGAAAAAGAGAAAUAAACUAUUUGAAAGUU
Salmo salar (Atlantic salmon) is the source of this 2925-nucleotide messenger RNA. Its product is annotated as calcineurin subunit B type 1. The record is from RefSeq and is a predicted model, not a curated record. Gene Ontology annotation, molecular function: calcium ion binding. Lineage: Eukaryota; Metazoa; Chordata; Actinopteri; Salmoniformes; Salmonidae.